Molecule: messenger RNA, 1951 nt
Organism: Melanaphis sacchari
Lineage: Eukaryota; Metazoa; Arthropoda; Insecta; Hemiptera; Aphididae
Product: synaptosomal-associated protein 25-like
Exons: 7
Coding region: 537-1145 (202 amino acids)
Biological process (GO): exocytosis; synaptic vesicle priming; synaptic vesicle fusion to presynaptic active zone membrane
Cellular component (GO): plasma membrane; SNARE complex
Molecular function (GO): syntaxin binding; SNAP receptor activity
Source: RefSeq, a predicted model, not a curated record
CGGUGGCGGUAAAAACGACGGUCUGUUGCGCUCCUAGUUUUCCGUUUUCACCCCGUCGGCGGCGCACGUACCCCGCGAGCGUUCGAUUGUGUACAACAGUCAUAUCGUCCGCCGCGUAAAUACACCGUGCGAUCCGCACUUGUCGGCGAAUGACGACGAUUCGAUAGAUAAAAUAACACAAUAUUAUCGUCGUUGAGCUAUACUAAUACUGGAAAACGCUCGGUUACACCUGCGCGCGACGACAAUCGCGGUCGAUAACAAUAACGGCGUAAUAUAUAUACUCGUAUAUAAGAUAUAUAUCGUAAUAAAACAAUCGUCAACGUCUGUAUAAUAACUGCAGUCGUCUACACCUAUUAUACGUUUUACGAGGACAAGACUGCAAGUCCGGAAGCCCGCACAGCAGCCGUGCAGAGUCUGUGUGCGCUCGUCAGCGGCGGAGACCGGACACCGACGAGAUAUUUCCGCGCCGGAUCAACCGCACACGGCGAUUUCCCGCGGCUGAUUGUUGAUAAGGAAACGAAAUCAUCGCCGCAACUAUGCCAGCCAUCGUAGCCAACGAGUUGCAAGACAUGCAAUUGCGAUCGGCCCACGUAACGGACGAGUCUCUGGAGAGUACCCGUCGGAUGAUCGAACUCUGUGAAGGGACGAAGGAAGCAGCCAUUAAAGCUCUAGUCGAAUUAGAUGAUCAAGGCGAAAAAAUGGACAGGAUCGAGGAAGGAAUGGAUCAAAUAAACGCGGACAUGAAGGAAGCAGAGAAAAACCUUACGGGCAUGGAAAAAUGUUGUGGUAUUUGCGUGCUGCCUUGCAACAAGUCGACAUCUUUCAAGGAAGACGAAGGCACGUGGAAAGGAAACGAAGAUGGCAAAGUAAUAAACAAACAACCCCAGCGUGUAAUCGAGGGACCGAACGUCACGCCACAGGGUGGAUAUAUUGUGAAGAUUACAAACGAUGCCAGAGAAACGGAAAUGGAUGAAAACUUGGGACAAGUAAACACGAUGAUUGGUAACUUGAGAAACAUGGCGUUGGAUAUGGGUUCCGAGCUUGAAAAUCAAAAUCAACAGAUCGAAAAAAUCAGCACUAAGACAAAAUCAAACGAUUUGCGGAUUUCAGCGGCCAACCAAAGAACAAGAAAUCUUCUUAAAUAAACCACUAAACAUUAACCUUAUGCACGCGCGAUUUAUGGUUGUCAAAAUCGAACAUUAUAAAUGGAUUUUUUUUUUACAUACUCAAACUUCGUGAGUAAAUAUCGUGUCUUCCCUGCAUGUCGUGUUAAACUUAAUACAGCAUUAAAUAAUAUUAUAGAAAUAGGUUUAUAAAAUAAUAAUAAUUUAUAAAUAGAUGUAUUACAUGUGGUUUAUAGUAUCUAUAUAAUAAAUAUAUUGUGCGCUUCUGUUCAAUAACUGGUGUAGACACUUUGAAUACAUACAAAAUAUCUAAUAAUAUCGGUAUUAACAAAAUUCUCAUUUACAACUUUCACCAACUCGUGACAAGUUUUCAUAUUAGCAAGCGUCAAAAUUAAUUUUUUGAUGGACAGUCGGACAGUUUUGGAUUUUUUUUCAUAAACCUUUUAAAGGUCUCGUGUUUAUUCUAUUUGUAUACAUAGCAUUUUAUGUCUAUCGACAAGUUACAAAAGACAUCCUUUCACUUUUUAUAUGAUAAAUAAUGCACGUUUCAUAAAAAUAUAAAAUACAAAUAAAUAAUAAUGCCGUUGAAAUUCCAAUUUAAACUUGCCGCCAUAAACCGAACUAUCGUGAUUAUAAUUUAGUUAUACUCAGUGACUAUUACUAUUUAUAAUUGGCACUUGCAUUUGUGUACGAGUGUAUAAUACAGUAAAAUAUAAAACUUGAAUAUUAUACAGAUCCGUCCACUUCAUAACUAAAAACAGAGUUCAUUAUUUUUGCUAAACAAACUCUGAAUUUAAUAAUUACGAGUGCGUUGAAAUUCUUCUUUU